CUCUGUGGUGCUCACCUUUUGCUGCUGCCGCCGCUGUUUUUCCGGAGUCCGCAGCCGGGUCACAGGUAGCUUCGUGUCGUGUACGGUGUCGUUGCCUGCCCGAGAGGCUCGCCGGAACGUUCACGAGGCGGCCGUGCCCUGAGCUCUUAUUAAAUUCUUUGUGAAUGGGUGGCUUGUUCAUAGACCAUCUCUUUGAUACCUGAAGAAGGUCAAAAGGCUUGUCUUACCGAUGACUAUAAUUUAUCAACAUGAAGAUCUAUCUUCCUCCAUAAUAAGAUUGAUCACAUGUCAAUUCACUGUCUUAAUUCUUUGGUGCCUAAAAAAGUCAUCUUCUUGCCCAUGCACUACAUUUGAGAAGCAAUUCAAGUUUUAAGAAAAUGAGCUGAAAAUCAAACUGGAUAUAAAGUUCACUCUAGGAACGCUCUAAUGGAUGACGGGGAAUCUCCUACAAAUGACCUACAAUUAAAUUUGCAAGACUUGCUUCAUACAGACAGACACUUAGAAAGGAUCAAAACUUGCUUGGCUUCUUCUCCAGAUGAAAACAAAAAUCAGCUUAAUGGCAGCAAGCACGAUGCCCUGAAAAGCAGUGAUGACACAAUGGGAAGAGUUGAGCAGGAUAGCAUAAAUAAUAAUGAGGACAGUGGAGACUAUACAUCAUUCUGCCAAGAAGGUGAAAGUGAUAAGCCAUCUACAAGCUUCGCUGUAGAUGCAAUGCUCAUUCUUGAAAAAUGUGCCUCUGAAAAAAAGAGCUCAAGGAAAACAAAAAGUUCCAGUGGGAAAGCCAAGCAAGAGAAGACUGACAUCACUGCAACAGCUUGUGCACAAGAUGAAGACGGGAGAAAGACAAAAGCAAAUUGUCCACAAAAGGAUCCGAACCAGACUUUGCAAGACCUUUUCUCUUUUCUUCGAGAAGAAUUUGAGCAGAUGGAUUCACGAGUGCUGCCCCUGUGUCUCCAUCAGAUGGCAGAAACCUAUUUUCAAGAUGGAGAAUAUGAGAAAGCCAUGAAGUUUAUUCAGCUUGAACGGUUAUAUCAUGAACAGCUGCUUGCAAAUCUUUCUUCUAUUCAGCAGCAGUGGGAAAAAAAAUGGAAAGCAACAGCAUCAACUGAGGUCCCAGAUCUAAAGAAUUCUCCUAAAGGUCUGAAUAAUGAAGAGUUAGGCAAGCUUGCUGAAUUUUGCAUAUCUCAUCAAGAGCCACUUAUCUCCAGAAGCAAGCAAAUAAGUAAAGAAAAAUCCUUGAGACAUGAGAGUUUCAUACGUUUAAUAGUAUCGGACGAUGUAAAGGAAAGAGGCGCUGCUGGAUAUGAUUCAGAUACACAAGAUUGCCCUGGCAUUGGACCAGAGAAGGAGAAUCAUCACAAAGAGAGAGAGGGGAGUGAAAGCCUCCAACCAGAAAACUAUCAUACACUUAAGGAGAGGGCAAGUCUUCAGCUAGCUGUGGGGAAGUACCAUAUGGAGGAGGAGCACUGCAGUGCUGAAUCAACACUGGAGCUACCCACCCAGUCCACAGGGGCACAGGGCACGCCUCAUUCUGGCUGUUUGUCUUCUAGGGAAGCAAGGGAAGAUGACAGUCUGCUGCUAAGAGAAGAACCGUUCUCUGAGGAUGUAGCAAAAAUAGAAGCAGCUGCUGAGGAGCCUGCAGCAGGGUGCUCUACUGAGCCAAUGGUAGACACAUUGGUUUUGACAGAUGCUGAUUAUAUACCUCCCGAUCUGAUUUCCACAGAUGAAAACGUUCAGCCUGGAAGAAUCUUACUCAGGUCAAAACACUGUUCUGGCUCUGUUGUGAUUUCCAGUAGCCAGCUGGGAAGCAGCAUAUUAAACCAGCAGCAGCAACAGCCUGACUAUGGAAAUGGUAGAAAAUCUGUGCAAGGCAAAACAUCAGAUACUAGUAGGAAUGUGUGCUCUGAAAGUUAUGUGUUCGAACAGGCCAUUGUUGCAUAUGAAAGGAUACAGGAGGAAGCAGCAGUACUGGAGGAGGAACAUGAAAGUGAAGACCCAGAAGACUUCUUUGACCGAUUUUUAAGUAGUAGUAUAAAAGACAGAGAAGAGUCCCUCAAAUACUUAGAAAGCCAAGGGGACACUGAAGUUCUUCCACAUAUGCCAGCAGAACAAGCACUUUAUACUUCAUUAGAAGGUUAUUCACUGGAUGAAAGCUUUUCUUCACUCGAUGAACUUGCAAAACGGAUAGAGAUUGCAGAGACUAUUCCUGCAGAGGGGCUUGUGUCCAUAUUAAAGAAGAGAGAUGACAGUGAAGGAAAAACACUUGCUCAAAUCCAGCAGAGACAGUCAAAAAGAAGAGUGAGAUUCCAAGAAAUGGAGGACACAUUCGAUCAAGAGGAAGUUGGAGGUGGCUCCUGUGUUCUGCUGAUGCUACUGUGCAUAGCAACUGUAUUCCUUAGUGUUGGAGGAACUGCACUGUACUGCACAUUUGGUGACGCAGAAUCCCCAGUAUGUACUGAUUUUUCAGCAAACGUGGACUUCUAUUAUACCCGAAUACUGCAGGGUAUAGAGGAACUUAAGCACUGGAUAUCAUUCUCAUAGAGGAAAUGAAUACGAACACAUUGCUGACAGCUUGCUGACAACUGCUGAAGAAGAAGGAAAUACUUCAAGCUUCUUCUAACAUGACACCUUCAGAAGAGGUACAAUGAAUGACAUAAGAAGCACCUAUGUUGUAUGUAGGAGCUUCUUUCCAAUAAUCAGGAGUAUAUAAAUAGGAUUUAUGUUCAAUUAUCAUGAGACAGCGUGAGAGACUGAUAAACCGAUUGUCCUAAUGUUGAGAUGCCUUUUGAGAUGCUUUGAAUGGCUGUCUGUCCACCAACCUUAGGAAAUGAAGAAAGAAAAAGGUGAUCAGCUUCCAUAGUUUCCAGUUCCCACGUAAUCAUAUGCAAUAUAUGUAAAUGUAUUACAAGACUGUUCAUUUAUUUUUCCUGCCGAUGAUGCAAAGAUAUUGCAACUCCAGUUAUCAUGCAUUGUCCAUACUUUAUGGAAAUGUACCUUUUUUGGCUUUUUAAAAUGUCUAUCUUGUUUUUUUAAUUGUCCUAGUGAGUUGUGUAACUUGAUUGGGGUAGUGUCACAGAAAUCACAGUUCUCAGUCUAAAUGUUGGUUAAUUUGCCUUGCAUUUCAGAAUAUAGCAGCUAUAAUAAGUGAUGCAUCCAUUGCUUCAAAAUGCAGCCUUGUCAAACUAUGUGGAGUUUUAAAGUGAUAAAUUCCUAAAAAGUGGUGUGUGUGUGUUUAAAAAAUAGAUUCGCUACACACAGAACAGAAAGGUAUUUUAAUAGUUUUUAUUGCUGAUAAUGAAAGGUACCAUCCACAUCCCUUAAAAAGGGAUGAUAGUACCCAUUUCAUUUUUUAGAUGUACAUCUAUGGUGUGCUAAAUGUUCAACUAAAACUGUAGCGUGUGUAUGCAACAAACACAUUUGCAAACACCGGCAUCAUUCAGAUGUACUUGGCAGGAAACUACGAUUGGCUAGAGACCUUUACUGAGUUGUGCUGGGUUGGCAAACCUGGGUUUCUUCUGUGUAAUGAGUGAAACGAGCCUUAGACAAUAUCAAAAUACUCAUUAACUUUCAGCUACUGAUUUCUACAUAACCAACUUCUGAAGAAAAAGCUGAAAAGAUCAUACUAUCAGUUGAAUACCUGAGAUACAUGGCUCAAAAUUAUUAAGUGAAAAGAAGUGGGAGCUAACUUUGCUCCUCAAACCCAAUAGGAAGAGGAAUUACCCCAGUUAUGCAGUUGUACAGUAACUCCUUCUGGCUAUGGGGCUAUAGUUCUUUCUCCUUCAUGAUCCCAUAGUACAUUGUUUUGUUUUCCUCUUAGGUCUCCUCUUAGGUUUGAAUGGCAUUGCAUGCAAUCAGGAUUAUUUCCCUAUUUUUUAGGGCUGUGAAUUUUAAACUUUGUACCUUUAGAAAAUAUCUUUUCAUAUCAUAUUCUGCUAAGGAAACCCUGCAGAUGAUGGAAGACUAGUCAUGUUCUAAGUCACACAGAGUUCUCUCCAUAUUUGUGUAUAUGCAAACCAUUCCUGAAAUAUAUUUGUCAGUCCUUUCCUCGGUUUCAAAAAUAAUCUGCCAUAUGUUGCACAGGGCUGAUGUUCAAAAAAUGCAAACCCAACCCCCACUAGACACCCCAACCUUGUUCCAUAUUUCAUUGGAUCCUGGAAAAUAUAUUUAAGUUGCCUUUAGAAAAUUUUAUGUUAAAUAUUGUGAAUCGAGCCUAUGUGAUUAUGGUAUUGCUUUCAAUGAUGUUUUUAAGGAACAUUUUGCAAAGCAGUUAAUAAAUGACAUGGUGGUCUUGGCAAAGAGAAGUUAAAGUAUGACCAAUGCCCAGAUAAUACUUAUAAAACCUGGUAACUUGAUGUACAGUAUCUUGAGUUCCAUGUUAGAAGAAAAGUGAGAUAUAAAUGUGAUAAAAUUAACUACUGGGCAUUUCCAAGACCUUAGGUUUACCUAAAUAGCUCUCUAGAUGUUGGCCAUUACAAGUUGCACUAUUCCUGGUUGAAAUUUUUCUCUGUCUUCUGUCUGACAUCCUACGUCCCACAUUUUUUUUUCAGUAUUGAAUAUGUCCAAAUUCUUCAGCCCAUCUUCUUGAAUCCUUACCCUCAAUAUGUGCCCUUCUCAAAAAAAGGUCACCCAAAAUAUAAUGGAGUAUUCCCAAAUGGAGUCUUCAUAAUACUGACAAAAGCAUUAUCAUAACAAACAGUGCUCUUGUGCCCCAUUCCUUGUGUGAAAAGCUCCUGUUUGUGUAGACUGCCUUCUGCACAGAUGCUUUGCAUUGAUCCUUUUUUCUAAACAAGGUUAUUGUGUAGCCAGUUGUCCCCUGCAUUUCUUAAGUUUUCUGAAAAGAAUAGUCUGGGGCAAGUUUGAUAAACUCUGUGUCCACUUCAUUCAUCGUCCCAUUCCUGACAUGUCCCUGCUUUCUACAACAAUCUUACAGAAGACUAAUUUUCAUUUUCACAUCUGGAUCACCAAUCUCCUAUCCUUCCAUUGACAUAUAUGUCUGCAACAGUUGUGCAGUGGUAAAUUUAAAGGAACUCAUCAUGACAAUCUCCAUAGUCGUGUCACCUAGGAGAGUCCCAAAAAAUGCAGGCAGCUGUGUUGAUCAAUGUCAACUCUGCUAGGGACUUUCGUAAAGUUAGUUUAUCUUAAAUUCCCAUUCAAGAGCAAGCCACACACACCCCAAAAGAUUUUGUAAUACAACAGGGAUAGCUCACAAUAAUUAAUUGCAACUAGGAAAAUCCAUCCCCUCCCCCUGCUCCCCAGCUAUUGUAAUUACUGCCAAGAUUGUAGCCAAGGUAAGGAACAGAGAAGUCUUUGGGAAGGUGACAGAUGAUAUAAUGAUCCCUGCUAAUAAGAAAGACCAGGUGCUCUGACCCUGUGAGCCCUUAGCUCCACUACAACACUAGUCUGCAACGUUGGCAAAGCAUUUUAAUUGUUGUGUUAUUCUGGGAUGGGUAUUGGAAUACUUCAGCCUAAGGUUAGGAUCCGAAUAGCUCACCGGCUACACACAAAUAUUUCCAUAUGCACACUUAAACUGCUGUUUUAUGUUCAUUUUCUGGCCACAACUUCACGUACUGCACUGGAGGCUUUCCUUGAAGUUCCCCAGAGUGUAGGAAGUAGUUUAGGUAAAAAUGAAGUAGUUUUUGAAAUCAGGGACUCAGAAGCUUUCCAUUAUGUGCCUAUUUGGAUCCUGGCCCAAGGAGUUAUGUAACUGACAGAAUAAGUCUAACAAUGGGCUAAUUAAUUGACAAUUUUACAUGUUUUGUCUCCAUGUUUUUUAAAGAAAAAAAUGUGUUGUGUUUCAACAGUUUUCUAUGUGCACUCCAAAGGUCUUUUGUGUUAAACUAUAGCAAUGCUUGAACUCUUCUAAAAGGGAGGCAUGAGUUUUAAAAUGUUACUGGCUGGUUCAGUAUGCCAUUUUUGUCUUCCCUUAUUAAAUUAGCUUGAUCUGUAAAGGGAUUUUCUUAUUCUUUUAUUUUAUAAUUUUAUGAUGGAGUGUUGAUGAGCAUGCAUUCAGUAGAUAUACCUUAUUAAUAAUUAAUCUGUACUUCGUAUAUCUUUGGGGAUUUUGUAAUUUUCAGUUUGGUGUGCUAUUGAAUAUUAAGUUUAUGUUUAAAGCAACAAUGGAUUUCACCUCUGUGUUAAAUGUUUCUUCACCUCAUCACCAAAAAUGUUUAAAAAAAUAACUUGAAAAUGAUUAUUUUAAAAGUAUGCCAUGUACAGAUAUCAAGAAACCUUGUACUUAGGUUCAUUUUGGGAGAAGUGAUUUUAAAGUGAUUUUAUUGCACAUGUAAAAGAUAAACGCAACACGAUUUUUAAAAAUCUCUUUGCACUAGGGUUGCCAUAUGCUUCCUUUUUUAAAAAUCAUUUUAUUUCCAGACAUGGCAAUUCCAUAAUGGAUUUCCUAUUUCAAACAUCCCUGCAGCACCAGACUCCAAAGAAUAAGCAUAGUAGCAGUGUCUAUCUAUAUAUUUGAAUUUGUCGUAUGGCAAUCCUAACCAAUAUCACAUUAACCCAAUAUCACAUCCUGCAGUCACAAAAUCCCUAGUUCCCUUGGCUGAGGCACAUGGCAAGCAGAAUGGGGGAUGUGUAUAAGCUGGUACAGUUUUAGAACAGUCUUACGGUGGAACUCAUUUAUUAGCACUCUACAGAAGCAGUCUAGAAUUUUUGGCCAUGUUUGCAUGUACUGCUUCAUCUUUCUGCUGACCAUGUGGUUCUGAACUGUAGCUAGUUAUCCAGUCUCUUCAUAUUAAAAAAUUAAAACAUUAGUACUAAUUCUUGUUUGGCAUGGUAGUUCACAUGCUUAGUGGUGAUUUUUCAAAUGGUUGGCUGUAUAACAAAAUUUGCUCUACCUGACCUUUAAAAUAAUAUUAUAGUCUGUCUCCAUGGUAUCUUUGGCCCUGAUUCUGAAAAUGUUUUAUGCAAGUCUAACUGACUUAAAAGGGAAUGCUCCAGUGUAAACCUGUACAGGGUCCGGAUCUAAAUAUUGAUCCAAGCUAAAUAAAAAGGGUAAAUAAAAGUAUUAUGUUUCUAUUUGAAAAUACUGUAUAAAUUAUAAUUCCAAGCAACACUUCAAAUUACUGUAAACUGAGAGGAAACUAGAAGAUAGGAAACAUUUUCUCUUUCAUAAUAAUUUAUUUGGGCAAAGGUCCUCUGGCUAUAUCCUAUUUCACAUAGUUGUUUCCUCCUGGUUGUCUAUGGUGGGUAUCGCAGGUAAAACUAAAUGAGGGAGAACAGAAGGCUAGGACAAUGCAAUUGUAUUGCUCCAGAUUAUAUUAUUGACAUGCGGUGUGGCAUUGGCAAACUCUCUUGGCUGGCUAUUGAGCUGUAUUCGAGAGAAUUUUGAUUCUGUUUAUAUGUCACAUUCCUUCUGAUCACUGCCUUCCAGAACACUGAUGUUUCAAAAUGUAUUUCCAUGUGUGCUGUGGUGCCUAGGUAGAUGUGCAAUCAAUUGCUGCCAACAAUGGAGGCUUGGUAGUUGAGCUUUUUCAGUGAGGACAAAUGAAAAUGCUAAUGCCAAAUUAGGUAUGAAGUUGGAUUCCUUGAAUGUAGCUAGCUCAUAUAUUACUAAAUGUGUAAUUAAAGGGCUGUUAUAAGAAUAAGAAAACAUUGUAAUUUUAGUUCUGAUAUAGUGUAAGAUCAAGAAAAUUCAAAGUCAUGAAUAUUUGUAAUAAAUCUAACCAUACCUACUGAUGACAAGCGGAGGAAAUUACUAUUUGAAACCAUCAACCAAGCUUGUGAUUUCUAAACGUAACAAACAAAAAUAAAGUGUCCCUGAGAAAAUG
Molecule: messenger RNA, 7778 nt
Organism: Elgaria multicarinata webbii
Lineage: Eukaryota; Metazoa; Chordata; Lepidosauria; Squamata; Anguidae
Gene: CNST
Product: consortin, connexin sorting protein
Exons: 13
Coding region: 427-2541 (704 amino acids)
Biological process (GO): positive regulation of Golgi to plasma membrane protein transport
Cellular component (GO): transport vesicle; plasma membrane; trans-Golgi network
Molecular function (GO): connexin binding
Source: RefSeq, a predicted model, not a curated record